Molecule: messenger RNA, 1869 nt
Organism: Saxophila tyrrhenica
Lineage: Eukaryota; Fungi; Ascomycota; Dothideomycetes; Mycosphaerellales; Extremaceae
Exons: 2
Coding region: 1-1869 (622 amino acids)
Biological process (GO): G protein-coupled receptor signaling pathway; cell surface receptor signaling pathway
Cellular component (GO): membrane
Molecular function (GO): G protein-coupled receptor activity
Source: RefSeq, a predicted model, not a curated record
AUGGCGAAUCAAUCAUUACAUCUGCAAGGCGACUGCAUCGCACCUUUCUUGGACGCUGCGAAGUUUCCGCUGGACGGCGGACUCAUCGAUGGCCGCUUUUGCGCACCAAUUCAGAGCCUUCCCGGCAGUCCUACGUGCUGUCUACCUUGUCCGGCAACACAAUGGACAUACUCGGACAGCUUCAACACAUACAUGACGGUGGCAGAAUGGCUCAACGUGGUGGGACUGAUGCUGCUCUCGUUCAUGCUACUGUCAUACCUUGUGCUACCCGCUCAGAAGACUCGAAGUCAUUACCUGAGCAUAUGCCUUGUGGUUUCGGUGAUGAUGCUCGCGAUCGGCUUCACCAUCCCGCUCUCGACACAGCCUGAACAAUGCUACAAUGAGAUCACGCCAAACGACAUGUACUCAUCCUCGAAAUGCGCCUGGAGUGGAGCGUUCAUCAUCGCUGGAGGACUGUGCGCUGACAUGUGGAUCUUCAUCCGGGCACUGUCGAUGAACCUGCAGAUAUGCUGGGACAUCGUACCAGGCAAGAAGUUCUUCUACGCAUCACAGGCACUCGGCUGGGGCAUUCCAGCUGUCCUCUUUUGCGCGACCAUGACCUUGACAGGCGUCAGCUUCCGCUUCGGACGAGAAUGCGAUGUCAACCACGCCAACUCGAUGCAGGACUUCUGGGGGCCCCUCAUGGCAUUCGCGGGUGCAGCAGGGAUACUGCAGAUCAUGACUUUCGCAUACUGCAUUCGAGUGUACUUGAAGAACCUCCUCACGGACGACACCGACAGCUCGACCAAUGCUUCCAGCUCGGGCUUGCCGUCGUACCAAGGCAGCGUGCGCACGCAGACAGCAAAAGUCGUGUGGAGGCGGCUGCAGAAGGUGCUGUGGUUGCAAUGGCGCGGCAUCUGCAUCGUCACCAUCAUUCUGGUCGACGUCGUCUUCUUCGCCAUUGUCUUCGUAUGGUUGGAUAGCCUGCAGAGCGCAGUCAACAAGGACUAUCAGAAAGUAGAGCCGUGGCUGCUCUGCCUGGCUUUACAUCCUGACGACAAGAAUGCGUGCCUGAGUUACGUCGGCGACUGGUUGGUGAAUCAGCCCACCGUGAUCGCAGUGCUCUUGCUUCUGUCAAUGGCUGGAUUCCAGUGUUUCCUGUUCCUGGCUCGGCCUUCGCUCUUCCCUGCUUGGAAGCAGUUCUUCCAGGAGAAGUUCACUUCGCGGUCAGAGUUCGUGUCACUCGAUGCGCGAAGAGACCGUCCUCGGACAAGUUCGAAGCAAGAGCUGGUCAAUUAUCAUCGAGGCCACGAAAGCACGACCUUCGAGCUCAUGCAGAAGCCCGGUCAAAACGUUGCCGUGGAAAUCGACAGCAAAGGAGCCUUCUCUCCCUCAGAGACCAUGGUCUCGUCACCAAGCGAGGCCUACCGCUCGCCACUGCAAAUCAGUCGGAUGAGCCCAAGCACUGGCACAGACAUCCGCAACAGCACAUCCUCAUCAGUGGUCAACGGCAGGCUACCCCACGAGCUCAACAGCCACCAAACGCCAAACUUCGAAGGACCCGGCAGCCCACCAACACCCGUCGUGCGCUACGACAGUAUAUCAAUGCACCGACAAAACUCGGACUACUUCGCCGCUCAUCAGCGUUUCGGUACGCCGAACGGUGCAUCACAACGACCGCCUUCGAGCCGGUCACAAAACAGCGAGCGGAGGUACAACCCACCCACAUCCUCCUUCUCGGUCCCGCAAGCCCCUUCGCGGCAAUCGAGUACACGCUCCGUCAGCUUCGAUCCGCGGGAUACGUACUCGAGGGGCGGGCUAGCGCUGAACCCGCCUUCGGAGGCUGGGGAGUCGCAGGAGGAUCUGACGGGGUAUCAUGGGCCGCGAUAG